AAUUGCAAAACAACUGGCACAACUAGCAAAGGCUCGUGAGGUCAGAAAUGAAUUCUUUGAGAAUGCAAAGUCCAAAGAGAGCUAAGUCUCUCCCGAAGGCCUUUUUGCAAACUGGAGAUUUAUAAUUUCAAGUAAAGGGUCAGGGAUAUAUCACUCUAUAUAUUUUAGCAUAUACCGGCUGGUUAAGUGUUUCCAAAGGAAGUCCCUUUCAAAAAUUGCCCAUACAUAUUUAUGGACUUUUUCAGGUACCAGCUCAACCCAAACAAGCCUUGGCAGCAUUGUAUAACAGAUGACUUUUAAUUUUUGAUGAAACCUACUUUUUAAUUGAGAAUGAACUUACUUCCUUUUUUAAAAGACAAAACAGUUCGACUCGCCGAACGCAAUGUUGUACUGUGCCGAAGCAUGCCAUUUCAGUUUAACCCCCGUCUCAAUUAUAAUCAUCUUAAACAAACAUUGCGGAAUUUUCUUUGACUCCUUGCUCCAUCUUGACUCUGAACUAUGGUUUGCAAUGAUCGGCAACUUGUUUUGACACGGAUUCAAGCUGGAUUUAGGAAGCCUGUCUCGAAGAGAAGAAGGUCUGUUGUAUUAUUUGUGGAGACAGUGCAUGGAUCAGGGGGCAAUGAGGGUGUGUAGCCUGGCCUUUGUUCGAUCGAGGUGUGUACACCCUGGAUCUGAAGUGGAGCAUUAAUCAGUCUAAAGAAGCUGAACGGUAAAAGAGUAUGAACAGUUUUGAGAUUGUGUAAUUCCUUGAAGGUGUUCCGUUUUUUGAGAAUAAAAUUAUCAAGCCAGAAUGACAGCGAGCAGGAUUUCGGGUACGGCGCUAUUGGCUCUGGUGAUAUUUUUAGAUGCAGUUUCUUUUUCACUCGGAGCUGCUGGGAUCCGAUGGUUAGGGAUGAAAUCAAGUCACCAUGAAAGAUGGAGAAGAGAUGAUUGUGGGCGUAAGAUUGGCCUAGCCUCUGCCAAACAAGUUAAAAUAUGCAAAAGCAACAUUGGGCUGAUGAAGUUUGUGGAAGAUAGUGCAAGGCUGGUUAAAGACGAGUGCAGAGAGCAGUUUCAUUCAAGAACCUGGGAUUGUUCAUCACUCACAAAAGCCCCCAAUUUUGGAUUCGAUCUUAAAUCAGAUACAAAAGAAGCUGCCUUUGUGUAUGCCUUAUCGUCGGCUGCAUUGACAUUCACUAUAUCAAAAGCCUGCUUCGCUGGCAAGAUACCUGGUUGUUCAUGUGCAAAUAAACCAGUUUUUGUUCAAGCUGAUAAGGCACAUCAGAUUCGCCAAAAAGAUUUCAGAGGCUGUUCUGAUAUUACAGGAAAAGGAGUGAAGUUUUCAAGGCAUUUUUCUCUAGCUGAGCUUAAGAAAAAGCAUGCUAGAAAUCCAGUCAGUCAGCAAAGACAGAGAAUCAAAAAGCAUAAUAUCAAACUUGGUGGACAGGUCGUGCGAGAUUUGCUGUCCGUAAGCUGCCGAUGCCACGGAGUGACCGGCAACUGCCAGCUUAAACACUGCAUGAAGCGGCUACCGACGUUCCAACAAGUUGCUACUAAGUUGGUGACAUUGUAUGACAAUGCUCUGCAAAUUGACACAAGACAGCAGCGAAAUGGCGGAAAGAAGUUAUCAGGUGUCAAAGGCUUGCUUCUGUAUAUCGACAGUUCUCCAAAUUACUGCAAUGUCAAUGAAAGCCUUGGUACAACGGGAACUACAGGACGGGAAUGUUUGUUAAAUGGAGCUGGCAAACAGAGCUGUAAGCAACUCUGUUGUGGUAGAGGUCAUAAAACCCAGGAGAUCGAGAUCGUCGAAAACUGUAAAUGUAGAUACGUUUGGUGUUGUUACGUCAAAUGUGAUGUUUGUAAAAGUUCAAGAUUACAGCACACAUGCAGUUAAUGUCUCUUAAAAAACAGCAGCGAUUGUGUGCGGAUCUAUAAGGUUUGGAGAAAUAUAUUUGCAUGAUGCAAUGCUUUAAGCUGGGCAGCUUUUGUAAAGCUUUGUAUCUUGGUUGUGUGAGUAGACGAACUUUAGAAUUUAAAGUAGUGGAAUGUUGGAAUUGUACAACAUUUGGGUCGCAAUGUUGACAAAGAAAGAUACCGCUCUACGACAAGAAAAUGACACAAAGAUUGCUUGAAACCGUCUUCAUACAACAGUAUCGAAUCGCUGGAUGCAGUACAUUGAAAAUUGAAAAUAGUGACUUCAAGCUUAGUGAAUUGUGAUUUCAAGUUUGAGAAAACGCUGUUCAGUCAUCAAAGAAGAAUUAGUGGACUUCAAGAGAAAGAGCCGCUAUCAGUGUUCAAGAAAGAGUUGCUGGACUUGGACAAAAUAAUUUUCGAAUACAAUCGCUACAAACUAAACCCAUUGAAGCAUUACUUAGGAAAACAAUUCUUAAAAAGCUGGUAUUUAUAAUGAUCUUCUGUACUGAAGUAAAUUUUAAAAUCCAAAUAUAUUUUGAUGUCUCGCUGCUUUACUUUUAAGACAUAAUACAUUAGACGUCAUCACUUUUAAUUUGAAAGCUUGCACAAUAAUUAAGACAAACUGUGGCAUCAAGUAGAUAUAAAGUAAUUAAUUUGCUCAAAUCUUCGGUUCGAAUUGGUGUAUUUUAAAUUAGAUAUACCUUAUCUCUGAAAAAAUAUUUAUUUUAAUCAAUACUUUCUAUAGCUGUUUAUACGUCCUUAUGUUUAAGCGUUUUGCCUAUUCUUUUUAUCUUUUGUGAAAUAUAUUGCGAUUUGGCAAACUGGCAUAAAAUGAGCUCUAAGAAUGAAUGUUAUGGCUUUGAAAAAAGCAAACAUUUGAAUAACUAAA
Messenger RNA from Rhopilema esculentum, 2782 nucleotides. RefSeq names its product protein Wnt-4. Gene Ontology annotation, biological process: canonical Wnt signaling pathway; multicellular organism development; cell fate commitment. The record is from RefSeq and is a predicted model, not a curated record. NCBI's taxonomy places the organism in Eukaryota, Metazoa, Cnidaria, Scyphozoa, Rhizostomeae, Rhizostomatidae. Gene Ontology annotation, molecular function: frizzled binding; cytokine activity. Gene Ontology annotation, cellular component: extracellular region.